AGGUAGACCGUCCGUUACGACUCGUGGGAUUGAUUUGGCGAACAAUUACUCAAUUUAUCAAAUGGUGCAGCUGACGGUCAUCUGUCCGCCAAACGGGCGGCUAUAUUUUUUACUGAUAUUGCAUUUGCCGUUCAUAAUGCUUCUCCAUAUACUGAAGAAUAUGGAGAGAACCAUGCUGGUACUGUCCGACUCUUUGUGUAACAUGAAGGAAAAAGCUACGCAUGUGAUGGAGCAGGUUGACAGACGCCAGUGCAAGUGCGGUAUGCCCGUUUCCAAACAAUGA
Molecule: messenger RNA, 283 nt
Organism: Cylicocyclus nassatus
Lineage: Eukaryota; Metazoa; Nematoda; Chromadorea; Rhabditida; Strongylidae
Source: the annotation of a GenBank genome assembly